Molecule: messenger RNA, 735 nt
Organism: Schizosaccharomyces osmophilus
Lineage: Eukaryota; Fungi; Ascomycota; Schizosaccharomycetes; Schizosaccharomycetales; Schizosaccharomycetaceae
Gene: scl1
Product: 20S proteasome complex subunit alpha 1
Exons: 1
Coding region: 1-735 (244 amino acids)
Biological process (GO): ubiquitin-dependent protein catabolic process
Cellular component (GO): proteasome core complex, alpha-subunit complex; nucleus; cytosol
Source: RefSeq, a predicted model, not a curated record
AUGUCUCAAGCUCGUGGAUUCGACAGGACGAUUACGGUUUUUUCUCCUGAAGGACGUCUCUUUCAAGUAGAGUAUGCUUUCAAAGCUUUUAAUUUGGCAGGAAUCACCUCCGUUGGCAUAACAGGUCAAAACAGUGGAUGUGUAAUUUCUCAAAAAAAGAUUCCAGACAAGCUAAUUGAUGCUUCAACUGUCAACCAUGUUUUUCCUAUUACUAAAGGAAUUGGUUGUGUAAUGACAGGCUCUAUUGCUGAUGCCCGAGCUCAAGUUUCCAGAGCUCGUAGCGAAGCAGCCGAGUUUGAAUACAAAAAUGGCUAUCCUAUGCCUUGUGACGUUUUAGCUAAGCGUAUGGCUAAUAUUGCACAAGUUUCUACCCAACGUGCAUCCAUGAGACCUCUAGGAGUUGCUAUGACUCUUGUCUCUGUUGACGAUGAGUUUGGACCUUCCCUCUACAAAUUAGAUCCCGCCGGCUUUUAUAUCGGUUACAAAGCUACAAGUGCUGGUACUAAGCAAACUGAAACUAUGAAUUGGUUGGAAAAGCGAUACAAAAAAAAUGGUGUUCCACCAAAUUUGACUGAAACUGUCGAAACCGGUAUUCAAUCGUUAAUGAGCAGCCUGAGUACAGACUUUAAGGCUACUGAAUUACAGAUUGGUGUGGUAGAGGAGAACAAACCUUUCAGACUGUUAUCUGUCGAUGAAAUUGAUGCACAUUUGCAAAGUAUUGCCGAAAAGGAUUGA